UAAUUUUCCUUAACUCAUUCAUUCCCCAACGGUAACCCCUUUACUCAAGUCUCCUUAUAUAUAAUACAACUCUGCCAGCUUCUUUUUCCAUUCUGUGCCCUCUCAACAAUCCAAAAUCUCAUAACCUUUCCAAUUAAGCUUCUUUCUGAUUCAUUACUCCUUUUCUCUAUUUCUAUAUAUAAAUAUACGAAAACUCUGCAUAUAUAUACUAAUACAUAAUAAUAAUAAUAAUAAGGUUAAGCUAUACCCAAUCUUCAUCUUUUCCAUGGCGUUUCAGAGAUUUCUUCCUCACUUACUCCUACUGGUUUCACUACUUCCAUGCUUUAUUUAUUCUUCUGGAGCUUACAAAUUCACAGUAGGAGGAAAACAAGGUUGGGUUUCAAAACCUUCCGAGAAUUACAAUCAAUGGGCUGGGAGAAAUCGAUUUAAAGUCAAUGACACUAUUUAUUUUAAGUACAAGAAAGGAUCGGACUCUGUUUUGGUGGUGAACAAAGACGAUUACGAAAAGUGUAACACCCAAAAUCCUCUUAAGAAAUAUGAAGAUGGGGAUUCUGAAAUCGAGUUUGAUCGUUCUGGUCCUUUUUAUUUCAUUAGUGGGAAAAACUGUAACGAGGGACAGAAACUAAUCGUCGUCGUUUUGGCCAUAAGACCAAAACCAGGUACUACUCCUCUUCCCUCUCCCGGACCUGGAGCUCGUCCUCCGGUGGCUACUCCCCCAGCCGGGUCAACACCCAUUUCCCCUUUUCCUUCUCCGUCGACAACUCCGGCUUCCGCUCCGUCACCCAAGUCGCAGGCACCUACGUUAGCUCCUUCAUCACCUUCACCAACCUCACAAGCUCCGGCAGGUUCUCCCGCGCAAACUCCAUCGACCUCGCCGUCGCCGGUUUACGAAUCUCCAACUGGGUCUCCGACAAUAUCUCCGGCUGGAGCUCCGUCGUCAUCUCCGCCUUCACCAGCAUCAUCAACAGCUCCGAUUGGCUCACCGGUGCCGUCUGCCAAUUCCCCGGCUGGAGCUCCGUCGUCAUCUCCGCCUUCACCAACUUCCUCUGCGCCAACCCCGUCACCAGAAUCAUCAAUAGCUCCGACAGGCUCUCCUGUGCCGUUUGAAAAUUCCCCGGCUGAAGCUCCGUCGGCUUCAUCGCCAUCUCCGACGUCUCUGUCGCCUGAGCAGCCGACUCCAACCCCAGCAGGGUCUACAGGUUCUCCGCCGGGGUCUUCGCCGCCGGCAUCUGAUAACCAGGUAUCUCCGCCGAACAAGGCGAAUGCUAUGACGAUCCUUCCAUCGAGCUUGUUGGUGUCUUUGUUCAGUGUUCUGAUCACCGUGGCAAUACUCCAUAAAUACUAAUUAAUUUCAAGAAAAAAUAUAUUUUAUUGAUAGGUUUAUACAAUAAAGAAAUUUCAUGUUUUUCUAUUUAAGUUAAUUUUUGUUAUGGACAUUAGCUUGCUUCAUAUUAUUCGAAUUGAUCAUCUAGAUCUUGGAUUUUUUUUUUUUUUUAUAAUAUUUGAGAAUUAUUUUUGGUGUGAUAUUUUAUUUACAUUGUAUAUAUAUUUUUUUUU
Cannabis sativa is the source of this 1557-nucleotide messenger RNA. Its product is annotated as early nodulin-like protein 2. Gene Ontology annotation, molecular function: electron transfer activity. The transcript has 2 exons. NCBI's taxonomy places the organism in Eukaryota, Viridiplantae, Streptophyta, Magnoliopsida, Rosales, Cannabaceae. The record is from RefSeq and is a predicted model, not a curated record. Gene Ontology annotation, cellular component: plasma membrane. Bases 266 to 1345 code for a protein of 359 amino acids.